CAAGUAUUGCGAGCGAUGAGCACGCUGGCCGCGGGAGCUGACCAACUCGGGCUUGAGCGCUUGGCCAUCGACGCCCUCGGCGCCUCGAUGCGUGCGAUCAACCACUGCGUCGACUCCAUCCGAGCAGUGCCAUUGGACGCGACGGCGGCCAUGACAGACAACAUCCUGCAAGCGAUGGGCAUCAAAGCGGAUGUUGGCCAUGCCAACGUUGGCUCGGUCGUCGCAUCACGUCUGGUCGCUCUUCUGCAAGACCUCGCCACCGCCAUUGUCAAAGGCGAGGCACUCGAGACCACACGCCCGCCGGAUGCGAAUCCCGCCAAGCCGCGCGCGCCGCUGUGCCUCUUGAGUCUGCGCGACUACACGGGCGUCCAGGCAGCCAUCGAGCUGCUCGUGACGUGGGGCAUGUACCCGUGUGUCGAAACUGGCAUUCUCGUGCCAAUCGAUCAGCGCGUCGUGUCCAAGACCAUGAAGAUUGCAAAGCCGGUGGUCGCCCACGGUAGUCAGCUGCCGACCGCGUCGCCGCACGACCAGCUCUACACCGUCGUUUCGUGCCUUCUCACCGUGCUGCAGCUCUCGCAGUUCAAACCGAUGCUGCUGCCGGCGUACCUCCGUGAUAUCUUUGCCGCGCUCGUGUACGAGCGCCAUGUGUCCAAGGGCCCACACUCGCUUGCCGCCCAAACGCUCCUGGAUGCGCUCAUGGACGACCUCCCGCUUCGCGUCACGAUGAGCAGCGUCCGCGCCGUCUUGGGGCAGUGCCACCGGUCGCCCAGUACUCGAUUCCUUUGCCUACUUCUCGAAUCCUCACUGCAAUGUACAGAUGCGAUGUUCAAGACCCAGUGCGGUCUCCUUCUCACAGCGUGCGUGCUCAAGCCUGGCGGCGUGCACUCGACCGUCGAAGUGCUUUUGAGCAAUGUCGACGAAGGCAACACGCAAGCACGCAUGCAAGUCGCCAGUCUCAUUGCGCGCUGCCCGCGUGGGUACGAACGCGAUGCGUACCUCGCCGCGGUCGCACCGCAGCUGCUGCAGCUACUGAGUGCAAAGGACUUGCCCCAAACCGCCAAGCUCCUUCGGGAAACGACGGGCUUGAUUCUGUGCCAACUCAUCUUGGAGUAUCCGCUUGCGCACGUCGACAGCACGCUCUUGCAGCCGCUGCUCGGACCGCUCCUGCGCGUCGAGAGCCAGCCACGAGACGUCUUUGAGAAGAGCGACGACAUCCACUUCAUCGCCACCGAAGACGAGCUCGGUGCUUGCCUCGCCGCGCUCAACGUCAUGCUGCUGGGGCCGCCGCCACCGGCGCCCGUGCUUCUCGCGCUUGCGCCGUUCUUUCGUCCGCUUGUUCUGCUCUACGCCUUUUGCGUCGCAAGUAAAUCCUACUGGAAGGAGACGGUGCAGCAACUGCUCGCAGCGUACAUUCAAGCAGCGCCGUUGGCGGCCUUGCUGCUGCAGUGCGCAGUCGCACCUGUGAACCCGACGCACCGCGCCAGCGUACUGCCCGUCGGCUUUGCGUCUGCUUCACAUCUCGCGUGUACGUUCUCGGCGGGUGGCUCGGGCGGCGCCGCCAUCACCGCCCUCGACACGCAUUAUCCCACUGACGUGAUCGUUGCUGGUGUCGUCGACCUGCUCCAGGCGCCAGCGCUCGAAGCCUGCGAUGUUGUCGGCGAUCUCUUCACGUCGCUUUUGACCAGCUACAUGCAGCUCAAGACCGUCCAAGCGCAAGAGAGUGCUCCGUCAAUGUUGCAGCUGCUCGUCGCUCUCACCGAGGUCGUGGGCCCCGCCGUCUUGCGCAGCGGCGCGUCGAUUCUGCAGUGCCUCGUGACCGUCAUCGACAUGUACACGUCGUCGACGUCGACGCACUCUGUCGUCUGCCUUGGUAUGGUCACCACGAUCCUCGAGGUCGGCGCGCGCGACCGGGCGCAUAACGAAGAAGCGCUGCUCAAGCAACUGCUUCCGUCGCUCGAGGCUCUCUCGAUGCACCCGAAAAUCGACAUUGCCGAGAUGGCGUCGGAGCUUCGCUUGCAGCUGCUGGCACGGGCGUCGCACGCCGAGCCCGAGCCCAAGUUCACGGCGCUCACGUUCGCCAACAUUCUUGCGCUGUCGGAGAAGGACCUCCAGAGCCCGUCGGUGCCGUUGCGGGCGCGCGGCCUCGUGCGCUUGAACAAACUCAUUCGGAGCCGAGAGGCCAUUGACGUCGCCGCGCUCAUGAAGCUCUUCCUCGCGCACCUCCACGACGUCGAGAGCUACGUGUUUCUGGCGUCAAUUCAAGCGCUCGCGAGUCUGGCCGACAUGCACCCAACGAUUGCGAUCCCGAUGCUCCUCAACGCAGCGACCGACGCGACGGCGACUCUUUCGCUCGAUCAGCGCAUCAAGCUCAGCGAGGCGCUCAUGUUUACGGCGCGGCGAUGCGGCGAGGUCCUGCCCGCGUACAGCCGAGGCUUUGUGCACGCGUACUUGGGCGCGAUCCGCACGACGUCGGCCACGACCGACUUGGCCGACGCCACGUACCGAGCGAGCUGCCUCUCCAACUUGGCCGAGGUCUGCGGUCUCCUGCGCUGGGCGAUUCAUCCGUUCUUGACCGAUGUCCUCCUGGUCGUCAAGGACGUUCUCCAGGUCGAGCGCGGUCAUACUGAGCCGCAGAUUGCGCUGCGCCGCGGCGCCGUGUACGUGCUACACCAAAUGCUCCACCUCAUGGGCCGGGACGUGUUUGCGAUCGCAUCCGAGCACAUGACGCCCAUCUACCGGCUGCUCAAGGGCGUCGCGGGCGACUCGGACAGCGUGUGCGUCUUCCAUGCGACGCAGGCGCUGGCCGAGCUCGAUGGUCUCAUGCGUGGCGAGCUCUUCCAGGUUGGGCGGUCAUCGUCGAUGGUCCAGCUGCUUUGAGGUUCGACAAGAAUAAAUUUGGAUUUC
Molecule: messenger RNA, 2904 nt
Organism: Saprolegnia diclina VS20
Lineage: Eukaryota; Oomycota; Saprolegniomycetes; Saprolegniales; Saprolegniaceae
Exons: 12
Coding region: 16-2877 (953 amino acids)
Biological process (GO): protein secretion
Source: RefSeq, a predicted model, not a curated record